Molecule: messenger RNA, 345 nt
Organism: Symbiodinium sp. CCMP2456
Lineage: Eukaryota; Dinophyceae; Suessiales; Symbiodiniaceae
Source: the annotation of a GenBank genome assembly
GGGCGUCCUUCGCCUACUCGAGCACGACGAAAGCCACUCCCUGGAGGACUUCCUCCAGCGGCAGCAGCUACGGGCCGAGGAGCUGGCGAAUGCAUCUGUCUCGCGAGUUCUCGAGCUCGUGUCCCAGAAGGCUUUCUGGGAUCGGCUGCAGCCUUUGCUGCGUGAAGUGGGUCUCAUCCCUGAGGUCGAUCCUCAGACGCAGAUCCGUGUUGAGGCGGAGCGAGCACGGGUGCAGGAGCAGCUCCGCAUCGAUGCAGGUGUGGCGGAGAAAGUGGAGCGCAUCAGGAACCAGCAAUGGGUGAUGGUGUAUGAGGCCAUCGCUGCAGACUUUGACAGAGCGCUGCC